CAGCAUACCUUAUUGCCUAUUGGCUGUACUCAGACGCUUCAUUAAUCCAUUAGCCGGUCUCCCGGGUGCUCGCCACCCGGUAAACUGGUUUUUAUCAUUUUCAAUUUUUACAUUAACCACGAUUGUAAAUGUACCACAGAAUCAUCUGUGGAUUUGAUAAUAUCAAAGAACAAACAAGAAACGACACUCUCAACUCUAUGACUCAAGGUCACCCAUUUAUUUAACACGGAAAGAUAGGGAGUGUCGAACCCCUGAUAAUAAUUUAAUAUUCUUUAUAAUCGUACUUACAAUCACUGUUAUCAUCAUUACUAUAAUUUUUUGUGAUAAAAUAUAAUUUUGCCGCCAUUUCCAACAAGUAUCAUUAUUCUUUAUUUGAGUGUUGAGUCCAUAUCAUUUUUCGGAAAAUUGAAAUCCACCAAUAAUAAGCAUAAUCACAUAGCUACUAAGCUACUAUAAUAAUAUAAUAUAGUAUAUUGAUAUUAGUUCAGUAUGAAUAACAAAAAUAUUAAUUUUGUGUAAAAGUGUAAUUGAAAAGCCAUAAAAUGGACUACUUGGAUCCAGAUGAAGAAUAUGAAAUGAUGCAUGCGGAUGAAUUGGAAAUGAUGAAUGAAAUGGACUUUACAACCGAUGCUGUUAAAAUAUGCUCACCAAAAGAUACAAGACGAAGUUUAAAGUUUUCUUCUAAUGAAAAAGUUGAAUCUGAAAGAAAUAUCAAUUUGUCAAGUGAAUUAAAUGGUGUAUUUCCUUUAUCUCAAACAUCAGUAGUUUCUUUUAAUCUAGAUGAUAGUAAUUCAGAUGAAGUACUACAAAGUACUUCAGAAUCUAUUACUAUCAACAAUAAAAGGUCUUUAAAUGUUCAAGAUCUAUUUGGAAACACAGAUGAUAUUAAUUUUGAUGAUGAAGAGUUGGAACCUGUAUUAAAACGUCCAAAAGUAGAUGAUCCAUUAUCUGACAAAGAUAUUAAACAGCAAGAAUUAAUAAAAAAAAUCAUUGAUCAAAGAAAAAUAUUCAAAUCUGGGAAAAGAUUCAAUUUUUUAUCAUCUACAUCUUACAAUAGCUUAAGUCAUAUUCGUCCUUAUGAAAGUGUAUCAAGGAGAGUGCCAUCAUGGUCUUUUUUUCCUGCAAGUGAUGAUGAAAAUCAAAGAUUAUACAUUCGUUUUCGAUCCGCGGAUGCUGUACAAGAAGAAAUAUCAAGUUUAUCGUGGCAUACAAAAUCAGUACAAUUGCUUUCAGAGCCUAUUGAUGAAUUGAUUGCACGUGCUUAUGAGAAGAUUGAGAAUAAUGAAGCUAUGCGAUCAGGAAUAAAUCAAAAUGACGUUAAUGUCUUGGGGAAUGAUAUUGAUAAUACAGCAGAAUUGUGGGUUCAGAAAUAUAAGCCAAAUAGAUAUUUGGAUUUGUUAAGUGAUGAAAGUACUAAUAGAAUGUUAUUGCAUUGGCUAAAACUAUGGGAUAAAGUAGUAUUCAAUAAGGAAGUCAACAAAAAAAGAAAAGCUACUAAUGAUGUUUAUGAUAAAUCAGCAGGAAAUAAAUUUACAAAAAAGAAUCAAACUUUAGAUGAAGGAUUGGAUGAAAAUAAUUGUCCUAAGUAUAAAUUAGCAUUGCUAUGUGGACCACCUGGUCUUGGGAAAACUACUUUAGCUCAUUUGGUAGCUCGACAAGCAGGCUAUAAUGUUGUUGAAAUGAAUGCUAGUGAUGAUCGUAACAUUAGUGGUUUUAAAAGACAACUUGAAGCUACUACACAAAUGUGUUCUGUGAUGAGUAAUGAUUCAAGGCCUAAUUGUUUAGUGUUGGAUGAAAUUGAUGGAGCACCUGUUGCAUCUAUUGAUUUUUUAAUAAAGUUUGCUACAGAAAAACGUGUAACUCGUAAAAAAAAAACUGAUAAAAAAGAAGAAAAAGGUUCCAUAUUAAAAAGACCAAUUAUUUGUAUUUGUAAUGAUGUUUAUGUACCAGCUUUGAGAAAUUUGAGACAACACGCUUUUGUAUUAAAUUUUCCACCUACUUCAUCAGUUAGAUUGGUAGAAAGAUUAAUGGAAAUAUCAAGUUAUGAAAACAUUAAAACAGAUAUGGGUGCAAUGACCGCACUUGGCACCAAAACAAAUAAUGAUAUAAGAUCAUGUUUGUCAACAUUGUCAUGUUUUAAAAAUCAAUCAGUACGUUUAUCGCAUGUGAAAAAUGCAAACAUUGGCUCAAAAGAUAUGCAAAAAGGACUUUUUACUGUAUGGCAAGAAAUAUUUCAAAUAAAAAAAAGCUGUUUUGAGAACAAUCCAAAUAGUACAAGUGACGGUUUUUCAAGUCAUAAUAAUGUUAUGAAAGACAGAAUAAACAGUGUUUUAAAAACUGUUCAGAGCUAUGGAGAUUAUGAAAAGCUUAGUCAAGGGAUUUUUGAAAAUUAUUUAAUCCUAAAGCACAAAGAUUCAUCAUUAACAAAUAUUACUGAAGGCUUAGAAUGGUUUUGUAAUUUUGAUAAGACGAUGCAUGUGAUUAAUUCUUCCCAGAAUUACUCUUUAUUUCCUUAUUUGCCAUAUAAUUUUGCUACAUGGCAUUGUUUAUUUGCUACAUUUACAUGGCCUAAAAUUACUUACCCAAGUGCUGCAUAUGAAGCAACAAUGAAAAAAAACAAAUAUAAACAAAUCAUGGAUGAAUUAAUGUCUGGUAUUAUUCCAAGUAUUCGAACAUUUCUACAUCGUGAUCAAGUUUUAUUAGACACUAUGCCAUUACUUAUGCAUAUUGCUGUUCCAAAUCUUAGAUCUAUUAGUACACAAUUGUUUACUCAAAAAGAAAAAGAAGAUCUUGCAAAAGUUGUCAAUAUCAUGAUUGAUUAUGGCUUAAAUUUUUUUCAAGAAAGAGAUGCUGAUGGGUCUUUUAAUUUUGUUCUUACUCCAUGUGUUGACGAUGCAGUAAGAUUUCCUGGGUUGGAUACAUUUCCAACAUCUAGCUAUGCUACCAAACAACUUAUUUCUAGAGAAAUAGAAUUGGAAAAUUUGAGAAAGAGAAUGCCUUCUGCAGAACUUAAUAAUGUUACUGUAGAACCUGAUCAGUUUGAUGAAAAUGAAAAAAAUAUUUCUACUCCAAAAAGUGUUAAAGGUGCCAGAAAUAAGCAAGUAACACCUAAUCAUUUACAAAGACUUACACCCAAAAUUGUUGGCCCUACAAAAGUUACUAAAAAGAAAGAUUUCUUUGGUCGCGAAAUCGAUUCACCCGUCGGGCACAAACACAGAGAAUUUAGAGACGAAAUCGUGAAAAGUGACGUUUGGUUUCAUUUCAAAGAAGGCUACAGCAACGCAGUGAGAAAAGCAGUAUUAAUGAAAGAUCUUUAUUGAACAAUUUUGUUGUAUUAAAUUAAUUUUUAUAUUCUUAACUUUUUAUUUUUAAGUAUUUUGAAGUUUGAUUUGAUUUAAUUUAUUUUGAAUGUAUAGAUUAUUUUUUUUUAAUACGUGGCUGUUAAUUUUUCAAACAAUAUAGUAUUUUGAGUUAAGUAAAAUAUAAUUUGUAUAUUAUAUGUAUAGAGGUGCUCGUAUAAUUUAUUAAUUAUUAUACUGUACGGUUACACCGUGAGUACAUUUAAAAUUAGAGUGUUGAAUUAUUAUUCUAAUGUUUUUUUACUAGUCAUUACUUAUUGUACCCUGCAUUAUGUUGUCAAUAAGUAUUUUGUUAUAUUUUUGUUCCCCUAUAUUGAUGACGAUAUUGCAAGUUGUAGUCUAUUGUAUGACAGUGUUUGCUUUAAGUGUAUAAUAUAAUGUACUGAAGCUUACCGGAUUAUUAAAAAAUCAUCAGAGCCAUAUAAUAUUAAAUGGGGUGGUCCAAAAGUAAUGAUGUCACUGCAGUUCUAAAGGGAUGAUUCAAUGAUCGUAUAUAAAUAUUAGGGUAGUCAUAUGUUAGACUAAGGGCUUGUAAAAAAAUAGUGGUAAAAUGUAACAAUAACGAUUAAUGCUAAUACGUAUAAUCGAUUUCCAAUUUUUUAUUUUUGUACUUGUUAAUUAUUAUACCAUAAUAUAAAUAAGUAACUACUUAAUAAAUAACUACUUACAUACUACCACCAAGAUGUUGAAUGUAUUCAAAUUUUUGCCAUGAGGUUACAUUUUAGUUAGACUGUUCAUUGAUUUGACAAAAUAAAGCAAAUUCUAAAGGCAGCUAUUCUCCAACAGUUCAAAGGUUCGGAAAAAUACUUAAUAAUAUAGACGAUAGACUUAAUGAUAAUUAUAAUAAUAAGUAUAUAAGUAUAUUAGCAUGUUACUUUGAUUAAAAUAUAAAUUCUUGAAAGUUUUUAAUUUUUAAUUAUUUAUAGAGUGGAACUGAAUUGUAAUUUAUUGACCAAAGUAUAUAUUAUUAUCUAGGUACACAUUCAUAAAAUGGAAAACGUUUUGUAUUAGAAGAUGCAGUUAUUAAUUUUAAAAUGAGCGCAUCUAUUGCAUUUUUCUGAGUUUCGAAUAUUAUCGAUACUAUAAUAUAAAAUCACCGAAAACGCGGCUGUAUUAUGGUAAUUACAGACAAUACCGUAUUACCGCGGUUACAAUCGUUGAUACUGCGGUAAUGAACAAUAUACCGUGGAUACCGAUAUCAAAAUUUGAAAUACCACCAGCCCUAUCCGUAGACAUAAAUCGUAUUAUCGUACUCUCGAUUUGCGUGAAAACAGUCGGAAAUCGUUAGAACUGUUCAACUGUAUAGACCGAAGAAUCGAAACGCACGCGAUACACUUUCCGGAAGACUUCUAAACACGCGCGGACGCAUCGUCACGCCAAACGCGUUCCUUCCUACCGCCCGUCAAUGGUGCGGCACGCGCUCCCGAAAUUGAAAUCGGCACCGGCAAAAUCCAAAGGGAUAAGCGAUGCACGCAGCGGGGCGCUUGCUAUUCGCGACUCGUCAUUGUUGACUGGUUUUACCAGGAUUAUUAGAAUUAUACACACCGUCGUCGUCGUUUUUCAUCCGAAAUCCAAGACGAAGCUGAUCGUCUGAUGGACGAAAUAUAACAAUGUCCGCCGUCGUCGCCCGGUACCGUUUCUGAAAUUACGCUGCAGGUGAUAUCUGAAAACAGGUUGUUACCAAUUAUAUUAUAUUAUUAUAAAAAAUAUUAACUCAAAUUUUAUUUAUGAUUGGUUAUUGGUUAGUACCUACCUAUGUAUUUGUAUUCAUUAAUUAAUUAUUUGCAAAUUCAGUGAUUUUUAAUUAUGCAUAUUUGUUUAUAUUGUAACUAACUAACUUCGCAACAAAAUCGGAACAUUUGUUAUUUCCUGCAUGUUUUUGAGCACGCCAAGAUGUGCGCUAUAUUUUGUUCCCAUGUAGCCUGGGCCAAGUUACUUCUUUUCUUAAUUCACUUUAAAAAUCUAACCUAACCGUAUAGUUAGUGCCUGCAGAAAGUUAAAAAAUAAAAUGUAUAUAGUUAAAAGAGAGAUGUGACUCGCAAAUUUUAAAUAUUUAGGUACUUACAAGUAGAUAGAUAAAUACUUAAUUAAAUUAUAUUAAUUUGUAAAAUCCAAAUAAACAUACUUAUGUAUAUUGGUAGCUUACUUAUUGUACCUAAUAGUUUUUAGUAAUCUGUUCAAAUGUAUAAAAUAUGUAUAAUCGAGUUUUCCUUUCUUUCCGUACUCUUAAAAAUUGCUGUAGGGAUACAAUCUACAGUUAUUUGUAAAAGUUAAGAUGAGCUCGCACUAAUUUUUAUACCGAGUCAAAUGAACUUACAUUUUUGAAUAAAAAGAUGUAUAAUAAUAGAUAAUAAUAAAUACCCUACUUAAUUACAUUUUUUAUGUUAUAAAUCAUAAUGUCAUACUUAAUUACAUAUUUAUAAAUAGAGUAUGCCCAAUCGUCCACAAAUCAAAUAUCUAAUGUAAAAAAUUAUCUUCAAAACUAGGUAAUUUUAAUUUUUUCAAUAUUUAUAUUAUUUAUUAGUUAAUACCUACGUUAUAAGCUAAUUUAGCAAUUGAGAUUCCUAAUCUCAAGGCGCAGUGGUGUUAGAGCAAUCAAUGAUUAUUAAAUUAUAUAUGAUUUAUUUCGGACAUCAUAAUAUAUUUUAUUAAUAUUAUAUUAUAAUAUAUUAAAUAAAAAUAUUCCAACAUAAAAUGUAGUCAGCACGUUCCUGUGGAUAUCAUCUACACGUAUUAUAUAUAUUGUACAGUGCAUACGUAUAAUAAUAUACAACAUACCACGCAGCCAAGGAUGAUGUAUGCGUAUAUAUUAUAUAUUGUACGACAUACAUAUAAUAUAAUAUUCAUGGUAAAUUACAAACUGAAUAUAUAUAAUAUAUAGAUAUGUGCGCGCACGGGUUCGUUUCCACAGGCGAGUUAUGUAGUUAUAUACAAAGGGGUGGACAAGUGGUGGGGAUGUUAGGUUAUAUUGUAAAGUGACCAAAUUCGAUUCGUGUCCGCCAUUUCGUUUGUGAUUUCAUUUCAGCCACCGCGCUGUAGCGCAAACAUUAUGCAAUCCUUUUGAACCUCACCGCCACCGCCGUCGUCCUUUGCCAACGAUGCGUUUCGCCCUAUAACCCUCUGAAACCUCCUCCUCCACUCCUUUGUUGCCUAUACACCGUUACCAGCCAUCGCGCAGUACCUAGGAUAUGGAAUACGAAAAUCCCAUUUGCGGCAGCCACACGUAUUCGGAUUUAAUCAAAACUCUUCCCCCCUACCCCUCUUCAAACAAGCUUCUCCCCCGACCAUCCCUGAAAAAGUCUGCCCCAAAUACGUAGGUGUAUGUAUAUAUACAUAUAAUAUAACUACAUAAUAAUAAUUAUACAUGCACCGUGCUCGAGUCCCAAAUUAUUAUUAUUAUUAUUAUUAUUGCGUAUUCGAUGCUUUAAUAUAAUAAUAAUGUACUAAUAUAAAGGUAGGUCAUAGUUGCUGGCGUAUAGCAGCAGAUAGGUGCGUAUAGCGAUAUUAUAAAGUAGUUAAAUAUUAUGCGCGUUGUAUGUUGGUAUAAUUGCAUGUAUGUACUAUGUAUGUAUUUGUAAUUAUAUAAAUACCUAUUAUAUACGUAUAUACUAUAUAGUAAACACUUACAUUAUACAAUAUAUUUUUAUGUAUUAUUAUUAAUAAAUAAACGUCAGGAAUUGCAAUAAAUUAA
Molecule: messenger RNA, 7050 nt
Organism: Aphis gossypii (cotton aphid)
Lineage: Eukaryota; Metazoa; Arthropoda; Insecta; Hemiptera; Aphididae
Gene: cutlet
Product: chromosome transmission fidelity protein 18 homolog
Exons: 21
Coding region: 543-3320 (925 amino acids)
Molecular function (GO): ATP hydrolysis activity; ATP binding
Source: RefSeq, a predicted model, not a curated record